AUGCUUCACUCCACUAUUGAAGGAAUCAACGUGGACGAAUUGUUGACCUAUUUGGAACGAGAAAACCAACAUCCAAUGAAGGCCAUGAUCGGAUAUAAAUUUCCAACUCAGGCCGAUCAUGUUCAUCAUUCCAGUAUUGAGUUAUUGUGUGGAAAAUGUGGCAAUGUAUUAAAUAUUUCAUCAUUGGAAGGUUCGGAAAGACAAUCGGUGAUGCUAAUUAAACAAAUGGAUCGACCGUUUAUUUCAAUUCAAAUCAUGAAUGAGGACACUCCACUGCAGCAACAAUCAUUUCCUUUGGAAUUUGAGAAUUGUCCAGAAUCAUUCUUCUAA
Naegleria lovaniensis is the source of this 330-nucleotide messenger RNA. RefSeq lists its product as uncharacterized. NCBI's taxonomy places the organism in Eukaryota, Heterolobosea, Eutetramitea, Acrasida, Naegleriidae. The record is from RefSeq and is a predicted model, not a curated record. The transcript has a single exon. Bases 1 to 330 code for a protein of 109 amino acids.